CUUAAACCAUGUGCCCAACUGUCGGCCAAUCCACCCCCCUCGGGCGUCCGUCAGGAAUUCAACAAUGACGUCCGCCGUGACCCUAAUCCCAAACCUCGACUACCGUGCCAAUCCAUAUCGCCACGUCUGUCCCGAAGGGCGUCCGUUCCAUCCACGUCGGACUCUCGCGCAAUCAAUUCCACCGCGUCACGUUAGACUUCCCCCCAAGUUAUAUAAACAGAGAAGAACAGACCGCCACACGGCCGCCGUGUGAAAAAAAAAGCAAAGAAAAAAAAAAAGCGCAAUUAGUAUAAAGUUGGUGGGGAUCGCGUUGGAAAAGGCUAGAAUGCGCUCACAGUCAGCUGGCACCACCCCCGGUUCCGUCACCGCCGAUCGGAGGUUAAGUUGUUUGCGAAGGCACCUCGAUCCUAUUUCUUCCUCCUCCUCUUCUCCUUCAGCUGGUAUCAUGGAGUCCUCUCAGACGAUCUCCGCUUCUCCCACCUCGGCCUUCGACUCCGUCUUCGCUCACCUCGCUCAAGCUCCUGAGGAUCCCAUCCUCGGCGUCACUGUUGCAUUUAAUAAAGAUCCCAGCCCAAUAAAGUUGAAUUUGGGUGUUGGUGCUUAUAGAACAGAGGAAGGAAAACCUCUUGUUCUGAAUGUGGUGAGAAAAGCGGAGCAGCUCCUUGUUAAUGACAAGUCCCGUGUUAAGGAAUAUCUUCCUAUUGUUGGACUGGCAGAUUUCAAUAAAUUGAGUGCUAAGGUCAUAUUUGGAGCUGACAGCCCUGCUAUUCAGGAGAACAGGGUUACAACUGUUCAGUGCUUGUCUGGUACUGGCUCAUUGAGAGUUGGAGGUGAAUUUUUGGCAAGAAAUUAUCACCAGCGCGUGAUAUACAUUCCCCAGCCAACAUGGGGAAACCAUGCAAAAUUGUUUCCUCUAGCAGGGUUAUCUGUGAAAACCUAUCGCUAUUAUGAUCCACCGACACGUGGGCUCAAUUUCCAAGGCUUGUUAGAAGACCUUAGUUCUGCUCCAUCUGGAGCAAUUGUGCUGCUUCAUGCAUGUGCUCAUAACCCAACUGGUGUUGAUCCAACCCUUGAGCAGUGGGAGCAGAUCAGACAGUUGAUGAGAUCAAAAGCGUUGUUACCUUUCUUUGAUAGUGCUUACCAGGGUUUUGCAAGUGGAAGUUUGGAUGCAGAUGCACAAUCUGUCCGCAUGUUUGUUGCUGAUGGCGGUGAGUGCCUAGUAGCUCAGAGCUAUGCAAAGAACAUGGGGCUGUAUGGGGAACGUGUUGGUGCCCUUAGCAUUGUUUGCAAGAGUGCUGAUGUUGCUAUCAGAGUUGAGAGCCAGUUGAAACUUGUCGUCAGGCCCAUGUAUUCAAACCCACCCAUUCAUGGUGCUUCUAUUGUGGCUACCAUUCUCAAGGACAGGAAUAUGUUCGACGAAUGGACUGUUGAGUUGAAGGCAAUGGCUGACCGUAUAAUCAGCAUGCGCCAGCAGCUGUUUGAAGCUUUACGUGCUAGAGGCACACCUGGCGACUGGAGUCACAUCAUCAAGCAGAUUGGAAUGUUCACGUUCACAGGACUGAACUCAGAGCAAGUUGCAUUCAUGACCAGAGAGUACCAUAUUUACAUGACAUCUGAUGGGAGGAUCAGCAUGGCCGGGCUCAGCUCUAAGAGGGUCCCACACCUUGCUGAUGCCAUGCAUGCAGCCGUCACAGGUGCUGCCUAAAUAUUUCAUAAUAGUAAGCCUCUUCCAGCCUUAUUAAUGCUGGUGUCAGGAAAAUUUCUAUUAGUUUUGUAGUAAUAAUCCCCAUUGCAAUUAAUUGGGGCAGAAUUGAAAUGUAUGAUUCGGGUACUGAAGUUUCGGAUUUACAUUGGAGGAGUUUUGAACGUUUCAUCAAUGGCAUUUUUGUUGAAUA
Molecule: messenger RNA, 1895 nt
Organism: Rhododendron vialii
Lineage: Eukaryota; Viridiplantae; Streptophyta; Magnoliopsida; Ericales; Ericaceae
Product: aspartate aminotransferase, cytoplasmic
Exons: 11
Coding region: 326-1705 (459 amino acids)
Biological process (GO): biosynthetic process; amino acid metabolic process
Cellular component (GO): mitochondrion
Molecular function (GO): L-aspartate:2-oxoglutarate transaminase activity; pyridoxal phosphate binding
Source: RefSeq, a predicted model, not a curated record